AUGGCUUCUUCCACACUCAAUCCUUCAGAGAAAUGGUCGCUGCUUGUGAGCGCCGGGGCUUCUCUGGCUGUGAUCGCAAACACGUUUCAGGGAGAUGGAGCGCCUCUCGUGGCGUCAGUCGCCUUCUCAACCCUGGCUUUCUCCAUGACUUAUGCUUUUGUGCGAUGGUCGGGCCCAGCGUUCGUCAAGGCGGGACUGAAGGGGAGAGACAUGAGCAAAACCAUGCCAAAAGAGAUUCCUGAGGCAAUGGGAGCAGUUGCUGCGGCGGUCUACAUCCUGGCUCUGAUGGCGUUCAUUCCUUUCGCCUUCUACAAGGACAUUGUCGCUGCUACAUCCGGUGCUGGAAACAGGGAUGUCGUGCUUACUGUCGUUGAGGUCGAAACGGGGCGCUUCUUGCACAGGUUCCCUCAUUCGAAACUAUCUUCGUACCAAUCGGCGCUAAACACUCUCCAAGCCACGACGAUUCUCGGCAUAUGCGACGACCUGCUCGACCUUCGCUGGCGACACAAGUUCUUCAUUCCGGCGGUGGCAUCACUCCCCUUGCUCAUCGUUUACUAUGUCGACUUUGGUGUCACUUCCGUGGUGGUCCCCAACUUUCUCGUCCCGUACAUGCCAAACCAAGCUCGUCUCAUCAACCUGUCGCUCUUCUACUAUCUGUACAUGUCGGCUCUGUCAAUAUUUGCGCCGAACUCAAUCAACAUCCUCGCAGGCAUUAACGGAAUCGAGGUCGGACAGUCACUGGUGAUUGCGGGGUUGUUGGUGCUCAAUUCAGCACUCUAUCUGGUCCCGUUCCCUGGAAAUCCGGUCUUGAAUCACGCCUAUGCCACCCGGCCACAUCCCGCCACGGACGGCCAUCUCAUGACGCUGUACAUUUUACUGCCAUUCCUGGCUGUGUCGACGGCCUUGUACAUCCACAACAGAUACCCGGCUAGAGUCUUUGUCGGCGACACGUAUUGCUACGUUGCGGGUAUGACAUUCGCGGUGGUGGCGAUCAUGGCGCAUUUCAGCAAGACGCUGCUUUUGCUUCUGAUUCCACAAAUCGUCAACUUCCUGUACAGCACUCCGCAACUAUUCCACUUGAUCCCAUGCCCCCGACAUCGGCUACCCAAAUUCAACGCAAGGACAGGCCUCCUUGAGCCCAGCGUGACGCCAUGGCCGCCGGAGAGACCACCCAGCAAGCUGCUGACGGCGAUUUUCUUCUUUCUGGAGAAGUUACGCCUGAUUCAAGUCACAGUAGAGCCCAAGACGAACCGCAUCUCGAGCACGUCUAACCUUACCAUCAUCAAUUUGUGGCUGGUAUGGAGAGGCCCCAUGAGAGAAGACCAGUUGACGAGGGAGUUGCUGGUCAUGCAAACGUGCUGUGGACUCUUGGGGCUGUUCGUGCGUCAUACGAUGGCGUUGCUGAUUUUCAGCAUGGAUAACCGAGGCCAAGGAUCUGCGGUAUAG
Messenger RNA from Fonsecaea multimorphosa CBS 102226, 1446 nucleotides. RefSeq lists its product as uncharacterized. Gene Ontology annotation, biological process: protein N-linked glycosylation; dolichol-linked oligosaccharide biosynthetic process. Gene Ontology annotation, cellular component: membrane. Bases 1 to 1446 code for a protein of 481 amino acids. The record is from RefSeq and is a predicted model, not a curated record. The transcript has 2 exons. NCBI's taxonomy places the organism in Eukaryota, Fungi, Ascomycota, Eurotiomycetes, Chaetothyriales, Herpotrichiellaceae. Gene Ontology annotation, molecular function: UDP-N-acetylglucosamine-dolichyl-phosphate N-acetylglucosaminephosphotransferase activity.